ACACUCACCUUGGAAGCAGACCCCGGACAUAGCAGCGUCAUGAGCCGAACGCUAAUCACCUGUUUGACACGAGCGAGGAAGGAGGCUGCUUCUCAAAUCAACUUUCCAGCGUCAGUAUCCUCUGUCAUGGAGACCAAACAUCUUAGCACGGGAUCAACAUGCCCUCCUCAGGAGCCGGGAGUUAUGAGGUGCUACAGUAUGAAGUUCUGCCCGUUCGCUCAACGCACCAGACUGAUCCUUGUGGCAAAGAAUGUGAAACAUGACAUCGUGAACGUAAACCUCAAGACCAAACCAGAAUGGCUGUUUGAGAAGAACCCCCUAGGAAAGGUUCCCGCCCUGGAAAGGACGGGAAAGAUGCUGUUUGAGUCCCUCGUUACCUGCGACUAUUUGGACGAGGCCUAUCCAGACCCUCCCUUGUACCCGUCCGACCCGUGGCAGAAGGCGCACGACCGGGUUUUCAUGGAAUUGUGGUCGAAGGUGACGAGCCCAAUGUACAAGGUGUACUUCGCAAAGGGAGAUCAGGAGGUGCUUGCCAAGGCAGUUGAGGACAUUCAGGCUGGCUUGGGCCUUUUCGAGACCGAGUUGGAAAAGAGAGGCACCAGGUUCUAUGGUGGAGAGAAGCCGGGCAUGCUGGACUACAUGAUUUGGCCGUGGGUUGAGAGGCUUCCAAUGGCAGAGAUGAUGGCCGGAGGUUUGAAGGUCUUCCAGCAAGAAACCUCUCCCAAACUGUUUGAGUGGGCGGAGAAAAUGAAGGAAGACAAAGCCGUGAGUGCAGUCUUCAUCAGUGCCGAGUCCCACUUCAAGUUCCUGAAGUCGCACAUCGACGGUCCUCCAGAUUACGACAUGGAGGUUUAGGGGCAUAUUCAUUCCAGGAGGGAGGGAAGACAUGUGCAAAUAUACAGUGAAAAUGUUGUUUAUGCAUGAAGCAAUUUUCUGUUUGGAUUUGUUCAGGCCUUGAAUGAUAUUCAUUAUACUUAAUAAUUUGUUCAGUCUGUGAAUUACUUUUUCUUAUUAAUAGAUUAUUUGUCAUUUUAAGAAGGCAUUUAUUUGUUUGUAAAGCUUAUAAAUACUUAUUAUCAAUUAAAUACUUCAUUAUCAAUUGAAUUAUGAUAUAAGGCUUCUGUCUUCAUGUAGUACAUGAACAUAUCUUCGUAUUAUGUUGAAUAUGUGUUGGUGAAUAGGUUUAAAUCUAUCAGGGAUCAUUAAAAACUUAUGUUUCAAUGA
Messenger RNA from Penaeus monodon (black tiger shrimp), 1224 nucleotides. RefSeq names its product pyrimidodiazepine synthase-like. Gene Ontology annotation, molecular function: glutathione transferase activity; glutathione dehydrogenase (ascorbate) activity. Lineage: Eukaryota; Metazoa; Arthropoda; Malacostraca; Decapoda; Penaeidae. Gene Ontology annotation, cellular component: cytoplasm. Gene Ontology annotation, biological process: glutathione metabolic process. The record is from RefSeq and is a predicted model, not a curated record.